AUGGCUUUUGUUAAAGUUGUUAAAAAUAAAGCAUACUUUAAAAGAUAUCAAGUUAAAUCUAAACGUCGUCGACAGGGUAAAACUGACUUUUAUGCUCGUCAUGCACUUAUUCACCAAGAUAAAAAUAAAUAUAAUACACCAAAAUAUCGUCUCAUUGUGCGUAUAACGAACAAGGAUAUUGUUUGCCAAAUUGCCUAUGCACGUAUAGAAGGCGACUAUAUCAUAGCAUCAGCAUAUGCACAUGAACUACCACGAUAUGGUAUUAAACUUGGUUUAACAAAUUACGCUGCUGCCUAUUGUACCGGGUUACUUCUAGCUCGACGUACAUUACAAAAACAUAAACUAGAUAGCAUAUAUAAAGGUACAACUGAUGUAACCGGUGGUCAAUUUGAAAAUGAAGCAGUCGAAGGUGAAAAACGCCCAUUUCGCUGUUAUCUUGAUGUUGGUCUAGCACGUACAACAACUGGUGCUAAAGUUUUCGGCGCUUUGAAAGGUGCUGUCGAUGGUGGAUUAGAUAUUCCGCAUAGUACUCGCCGUUUUCCAGGUUAUAGUCAAGAGAGCAAAAAAUUCAAUGCCGAUGUUCAUCGUCAACAUAUUUUUGGUUUACAUGUUGCUAAUUAUAUGACAGCACUUAAAGAAGAAAAUCCAGAUCUUUAUGCUAAACAAUUUUCACGUUUUGUUAAAGCUGGUAUUGAGCCAACUUCGUUUGAAGCUCUAUACAAAGCUGCACAUGCCGCUAUUCGUGCUGAUCCAUCACUAUCGCCGAAGAAAACUGAUGCACCUAAACCAAAACGAUGGAAUAAAGUUAAACUUGCUCGAUCAUCACGCAAGAAUCGUGUACAACAACGAAAGACAGCUUUUCUUAAAACCAUUCAAGCUGGUGAUGCUGAAUAG
This is a messenger RNA of Rotaria socialis, 894 nucleotides long. The record is from the annotation of a GenBank genome assembly. Lineage: Eukaryota; Metazoa; Rotifera; Eurotatoria; Philodinida; Philodinidae.